AUGACCUUUCCAGAGCCUUCCUUGGUGACCAUUGCUAUAAAUAAAAAUUUUAUCGAAAUUAGAACGGAAUAUGAUUCUGCGGAUGGAGGGAUUCCAAUUUUGUCUCAGAAAGGUUAUGCAUGUGCUUCACGUAACCAGAUACGUGGCAUAAUCAGAUACGUUGACAUAACCGAAGUGCCGGAUUUCAACACGAUGUAUGAGCUUUACGAUCCAUCGACAGUCAUGUUCUUCUUCAGAAACAAACACAUCAUGAUCGAUCUCGGUACCGGGAACAACAACAAGAUCAACUGGGCUCUCAAGGACAAGCAGGAGUUCAUUGACAUCGUUGAGACCGUGUACCGUGGUGCGAGAAAGGGUCGCGGUCUCGUGAUUGCUCCCAAAGAUUACUCCACCAAGUACCGGUACUGA
Hibiscus syriacus is the source of this 408-nucleotide messenger RNA. RefSeq names its product thioredoxin-like protein YLS8. Gene Ontology annotation, cellular component: spliceosomal complex; U4/U6 x U5 tri-snRNP complex; U5 snRNP. The transcript has a single exon. The coding region runs from base 1 to 408 and encodes 135 amino acids. The record is from RefSeq and is a predicted model, not a curated record. Lineage: Eukaryota; Viridiplantae; Streptophyta; Magnoliopsida; Malvales; Malvaceae. Gene Ontology annotation, biological process: mRNA splicing, via spliceosome.